Messenger RNA from Pelobates cultripes (western spadefoot toad), 372 nucleotides. The record is from the annotation of a GenBank genome assembly. Lineage: Eukaryota; Metazoa; Chordata; Amphibia; Anura; Pelobatidae.
AUGAAGCAAAAUCGACCAAGCGGGUCUCAGCAACGAAAAAUUAAGAAGGCAAGAGAAAAGUCAGCUGAGGCGAUGUCUGGAUCAAUUUUAAAAUAUGUUGCACCUUCAACAUCUACCGCAGUAGGAGAAAGUGCUGAAGACGUUCAGUCUGUUGAAACCAGAGGUGAAAUGCCUGAAGUAUCUUCUCAAGAAGCUUCAUAUGUGAAAGCGCAAGAAUUGGAGAAGAUCAUUUUAUCUGAAAGCGGUGAAAGUGAUGUAGAUGAAGCCUGCAUCAGCAAGACUCUGAUGAUGAUGAUGAAGAAGAAGAAGAGGAGACUGUUCGACUGUCAGUUUAUUCUGAUGUUGCUGCUUGGCCAAAACAAAAGAGAAUAG